UUCCUUUGCUCUCAAACAUUGCGUGCAUAAUUGCUGCAUAAGAGUCUGCUUCACGAGGGCCAAGAAGAUGGGCUCUUUCUCAAUGGAGGACUUUGUUGGAAAUGGAGCCCUAAAGGCAAUUACCUCAAAGCUGAUGGAGGAUGGUUGGGAUGAUGUACCGACUUUGAAGCUCAUGAAUGCAGAAGAUAUGAAUUCCUUAAACAUGACUCAAGAGCAGAAGGAUGCACUUGAAAUCAGAUCGUACCUGCAUGAUCGUGCACUAAUGCAAUAUGCUGAUCACAUGGAGGCCUCUAGGAAAUGCCUUCCUGAGCUUCUAAACUUGAGCAUGGGAGAUCUUUCAACUCAUUUUGGAAUGAAAAGAGGUCACGUUGUUCGUUUUAUGGACAGAAUGACUCCACGUGCCGUAGAUCCUUUGUCAGCAUCAGCGUAUCUCACACCAAGGAAACUUACCUCUGAGCCUCUCAGAAAUAACAGUAUUUACAAGACACGGCCUUCGUCCAUCAACUCAAGAGGAGGUCCAAGCAUGACAAGAUCAAGUGUAAAACCCAGUGUAGCUUAUGAUAUUUCUAUUGAGCAGUCCAUGGCAGAUUUUAAGAUCAAAGAUGGACAUGUUUUUAAAGGUAUUGUAGCUUCACUGCCUGCUGAACCAAGAGCAUGUGGAUGUGUACAGCCUCCACCUGUUGUUGACAAUGUUGCUCCACUAUCAGCAAUUGAGAAUGUUUCAGUUCAGAAACUUACCCCAGAAUAUAAGGUUGGAAUGGAGCGUCUGGUGAAAAGCAAGACACCUCCCAUGAAGGCUUCAGAACUCUGGCGUGAUAAACCAGCAAUUCUCCUCUGCCUCCGGCGCCCAGGGUGCAUCAUGUGCAGAGCUGAAGCUCAUCAACUUUAUUCUAGAAAACCCAUCUUUGAUGCAAUCGGGGUUCAGUUGUUUGCAGUUAUUCACGAGCACAUAGAACCAGAGGUAAAAGACUUCUGGCCCCGUUAUUGGGGUGGUGGUGUGGUCUAUGAUAGAGGAAUGGCAUUCUUUAAAGCACUGGGCGGAGGAAAGCUUCUAAAAGAUAAAUUUAUAUCAGGGUUCCUCUUAAAUCCUCAAGCUAUUGCAAAUUAUAAGAAAGCCAAGGCUACAGGGUUGGAGCAUAACUUCAAGGGGGAAGGUGAGAUAAAAGGUGGCCUCUUCAUAGUUGGCAGAGGAAAGACUGGCAUUGCUUAUCAGUUCAUUGAGAGAAACUUCGGAGACUGGGCACCACUACCUGAAGUCCUUGAUAUCUGCAACCAAUUGCAGGUAUUUAUUUUAGGCUUCCUUAAACUUGUGCUUUUCUACUGUGAAAUUCUCAUCCUAAAGAGCUCUUCUUUACACAUGCAGAAUCAGCAAAAUCAAUCGGAGUCUGUCAAAUUAUCACAAAAGGACUAAAUUAGUAUAUUACAAAAUCUGUAAACAGGUGUAAUUUGUGCAUUUCUACUGUCAUAUUCUAGUUCUGGAUAUUGUUUCUCAGCUAUUUAAUUCACAACAUCAUGAACAUUCUUUCCUUGCGCAAGAAUUUAUUGCAUCAUCUUUACCCCCAUUCGAAUACUAACUCUUUUUCCAAAAGUAAAAAAUUCGAACAGACAAGACAAUUCAUGCAACAAAACUAACCACAUUGAGUAGUGUACUAACAAACAAGAGUGUGAAGUUUCCUUGCUUUUUUACUGUAACUAGGAAGGCAAAAUAAAACUUGUAAACAAUUGCUGUCAUCUUUUGAUCCAUUAAUACUGGAAAAUGAUCUUCCACUGGAUGAUCCAUCUGGAAAAGAAGUACAUUCUUUCAUGAUCCAGUGAAAACUUCAGCUGAAGCUGGAUAUAUCUCUCACCAUCUAUAGCAAAGAAUGUCUUUUCCAUUCCAAAGCAAUAGAUGAUCUAUCCCAAUGUCAAAGAAGCAGAAACAGAAAAGAAAAAAUGAGACAUCUGAAGCAUGUUAGGGAUUUAAAAUCAUUAUGAAUCAGAUGCUGUUUCUGCAAUAUAAACAUCGAAAUUGUCAACAAUCCAGUUGUAAUGUCACCUGAUGUGCAUUUUCUUA
Coffea arabica (coffee) is the source of this 2053-nucleotide messenger RNA. The record is from RefSeq and is a predicted model, not a curated record. Lineage: Eukaryota; Viridiplantae; Streptophyta; Magnoliopsida; Gentianales; Rubiaceae.